CCGGCUACCUGUCAUUAAGAACAACUCGGUUCAAAGUUCACUUUUCUCUCGCAGAGAAGCAACAACACGUCGAGUUAUCACCAUGGCAGCUAAUACUGGGAAACUAGCUGGAAGAACCUUAUUUAUCACUGGGGCUAGUCGAGGUAUAGGGAAGGCCAUCGCCCUCAAAGCAGCGCGAGAUGGUGCCAAUGUUGUCAUCGCUGCCAAGACUGCAGAGCCACACCCAAAACUGCCAGGAACUAUCUAUACAGCAGCCAAAGAAGUGGAGGAGGCCGGUGGUAAAUGCUUGCCAUGCGUGGUGGACAUCCGACACGAGGAAUCGGUCAACAAGGCAGUGGAGGAGGCCGUGAAGAAGUUCGGUGGAAUUGACAUCUUGGUGAACAACGCGAGCGCCAUCAGUCUGACGGGAACGCUGGAAACACCGAUGAAACGCUACGACCUCAUGAACCAGGUCAACACCAGGGGAACUUUCUUGUGUUCAAGGGCAUGCCUUCCUUACCUGAAAAAGGGAAAUAACCCACACAUUCUGAACCUCAGUCCCCCACUCAACAUGUCACCUCUGUGGUUUAAGGGACAUGCCGCAUACACAAUAGCAAAGUAUGGCAUGUCAAUGUGUGUGCUGGGAAUGGCUGCAGAAUUCAAAGAUGAUGGUAUUGCUGUAAAUGCGUUAUGGCCAAGAACUGCUAUUUACACUGCAGCAAUGGCAAUGCUGGGUGGAGGUGACGAAGUUGCCAAGCAGUGUCGUAAACCUGAAAUCAUGGCUGAUUCUGCCUAUGUAAUUUUUACCAAAGAUAGUCGAUCUUUCACUGGAAACUUUGCCAUUGAUGAUGAGGUGCUCCGUAAUGCUGGAGUCACAGAUCUUGAACAGUAUUCCUGUGUCCCAGGACAAACACUUCUGCCAGACUUCUUUUUGGACUCGGCCCCAGGUGACAUUCAGAAACAGAUGGAAGAUAAGCCAGACAUGGCGAAGGUGGAAACAUUGGCCAGCAGUGGAGUAGACAAGACGUUCCUCACCAUUGGAAGUAUUCUUACCGAAGACAUGGUCAAAAGUGUCAAAGGCAUUUUUCAGUUCAACAUAACUGGUGAUGAGAACGGGACCUGGUUUAUCAAUCUAAAGACCGGCAGUGGUUCAGUAGGUAAAGGAGAACCCCAGGAUAAAGCAGACGUCACAGUUACAUUAAAAUGUGACAACUUCCAAAAAAUGUUUGCUGGAAAAUUAAACCCAACAACAGCGUUCAUGUCAGGAAAACUCAAGAUCAAAGGGGACACAGGACUUGCUCUUAAACUGGAUAAAAUUAUGGGAAAAGCAAGAGCAAAAUUGUGAAAUUUCAACAGCAAAUAUAUACAUGUAUAAUAUUAUAUAUAUUUUUAUUGUUGCUCCUUACUUUGACAUGCACUACUGAAAGUAUUAAAAAAACCCAUUAUUAUUGCACAUAAUUGUGGAGCAUCUAACCCUAUCCUUAUGAUACUUAGUCUACAUUCAAGACUAACAGAAUCUGAGACUAAUGGCAUGCCAAAGCCAUACAAAUUGCAUGCACGUGAUGCCAUUAAAGACUUCCGUCUCUGUAAUAUUCAGUUGGAGAUUUACAUCAGUGUAUACAGUGUGAGAAUCGGAGCAUAACAAACAGUGAAACUGAAUCAUGACAUUCUGACAUUGAGAAUUAACUUCUACUAGCAGAUUAUAAUUUUUCUUGGCCCACCGAUUUGUAGCAGAUUUCUUUAUUUUAUCAUUAGUUUUAGGACAAUGUCUGAAAAUUACGUUUUGUGCCAUGACAUAUAAUAUUUACAUAUUUAUUAAACUAAAAGUGGGGAGUGGGGAUUGGAUAUGUUAAUAUCUUACAGACAGAUGUCAUGAAUAUUGUAGUACAAUUUCUCACUCCAUGUUUGAUUGCUGGAAAAAACCCAGGGAAUUUCCUGGCAAAAUGUUUUAGUGUGUGUGUGUGUGUGUGUGUGUGGUCUUGCAUUUAUGAUUAAACUGAUUUAUGGUGAAUGGAAAAAAGCAGAGAAAUGUCUUAUUUCUGUUAUUACAGCAAUAGGUUCAGCUGCUUUGUUGUAUUAAAGUGACAUUGUUUAUUCAGCAGAAGUUCUUUUUCAUUUUGUUUGUGCUUAUUAACCGCUGGAUGAAAACAAUAACAGAAUAUCGGGGAAUUUUUCACCACAUGGGGAAUUCCCAGGGCUCGCCCUGUACAUAGCCAGAUUACGGUAGUUAAAAGUAGCUAUAACAUUUAGUUUUUGGCUAAUAAAAUAUUCCUUAAAUUAACCAGAUUUUAAUAAUUUUCAAGAAAAUACUCAACAUACAUGUACGUAUCUAAAAAUUGGCUAAACCAAAAAAAUUUCCACUCUGGAUCCUGAGAAACAUUCACAGAAAAAAGCUGAUAUACUAUGUCAUUAACCUGUUGUUCUCCACUUACAUCAAUAAUAAUGUGUGCUGUGUGUUCGAUCAUCAUAAAAUACACAAGACAUUAUUCAUUGGAAUUAUAUAUAGGAUAAUAAACAAGCGACCAUGUAUGUCCGAAUGUAAAUUUGGUUAUGAAGGAUAUAUAUUUGAUAAUUGAGACUGUUUGUUAUUCAGUUUACUACCUCGGCUAUUUUCUCUUAAAAACCUUUUAUUUCUUAUAUAUCAAUACAUUUACAUGUAAAUCACUUUACACGUGUCACUUUUCUGACUAUUGUUUUUACUUUGUAUUUUAUUUAUAUUUACAGAUAAUUUUCAAAAUGCUAAAUUUUAUUUAUUCUUAUCAAAACCUCAGGAAUUAAUUAUAUUAAAAUAAUUACACAAUUUAACAAUGAAAACAGAGGUGUAAAUACAAAUUCUUUAAACUAAUCUAUAUGCCAUUAUUUUUUGUUUGCCAAAUCGUGAUCAUGUCAUUUUAUAGUCUGUCCCAUCCUAUACAAAAUUAUUUUUAUAAAUAAUCUGAGUUUGGUUUGAUGUAAGAAGAAAAGUAAAUGUUUUGGAAAAAAACCAAAAACAUUUUUGUGUGCAAUUUAGAAAACAAUUAGCUGAAAAAUUAAUAACUUGUAAAAAAUUCCAUAGUAUGGGAAGGACUAUUAGUAUGGACAGUAAGUGCCAAAUAGUCUAAUAAUAAUGUACUUUACACAGUGAGAAAUUAUUAUUUUUAUUUCCAUGGGUACAAGUGCCUGCUGGGUCAAUAAAUAUAAUAUUUUACUUGGUAUUUCCUAGGUACGAGUCCCAAAUUAUAUUAUUAUGUCCAGUAAGCAACAAGAUUUCACUGACUGAAAAACUGAAGAGAUCAUCAUGUAUAUGAAAAUGAUUGAGAGAUAUUUUGUUGUGAUGUGUGGUCUUGCAUUUAUAAAUUAACUUGUGGUGAAUGGGAAAUAAGCAGAGAAAUAUCUUGUUUAUGAUAUUUCAGAAAUAAAAUGACAUUGUUAAAUCA
Molecule: messenger RNA, 3395 nt
Organism: Gigantopelta aegis
Lineage: Eukaryota; Metazoa; Mollusca; Gastropoda; Neomphalida; Peltospiridae
Product: hydroxysteroid dehydrogenase-like protein 2
Exons: 8
Coding region: 83-1324 (413 amino acids)
Cellular component (GO): mitochondrion
Source: RefSeq, a predicted model, not a curated record